AUGGCUCAAAACCAACUCAAAACUCAAUACACCGAUCUCAAACGAUCUUUCGAAGCGAAGCCUUCUGACUUGAAGAAAUGCGGCUCCCUUUUGGCUAAGCUGAAGAUUGGCCUGAUUGAGACAGGACUGCUUACACCGCAAGGUGAACACGGCGUUGACGAUUUGGUGGUUGCUCGUGACAUACUAGAAAUCGGGGCCAUCUGGAGUAUUAGAACACGAGACGUCCCUUCCUUCGACCGAUAUUUCUCCCAACUACAAACAUUCUACACCGACUAUAGUUCUGUAUUGCCACCAUCGAAGAACGAAUAUCCUAUACGCGGCCUCAACCUCAUUCGUCUCCUUACCCAAAACCGCAUAGCCGACUUCCACACGACCCUCGAAAGCUUGCCACUACCUGCAGAUGCUAUUGCAGACAACCAGUACAUCAGCCAUCCCGUCAACUUAGAACAGUGGCUGAUGGAGGGGAGUUACAGUAAGGUUUGGAAUGCGAGGGAGAGGGCGCCGGUGGAGGAGUACAAAUUCUUCGUGGAUAGCUUGAUGGGCACGAUCCGCAACGAAAUAGCUAGUUGUGAAGAGGCAGCUUACGAAAGUCUACCGCUCAAGGAUGCCUUGACUCUACUAUUUUUCAAGAACCAAUCCGAGCUACUGAUUUUUGCUCAACAACGGGGCUGGCAGGUAGACCUAUCAAAAUCUCUGAUAACUUUUGCAACAAAGGGCGAAGAGCAAGUUGACAUUCCGAAGCAAAAGUUAAUAUCCUCUGCCUUAGCAUACGCCAGAGAGCUUGAACAAAUUGUUUAG
This is a messenger RNA of Lentinula edodes (shiitake mushroom), 798 nucleotides long. RefSeq names its product proteasome 26S subunit. The record is from RefSeq and is a predicted model, not a curated record. The coding region runs from base 1 to 798 and encodes 265 amino acids. The transcript has 6 exons. Gene Ontology annotation, cellular component: proteasome regulatory particle, lid subcomplex; nucleus; proteasome regulatory particle. Lineage: Eukaryota; Fungi; Basidiomycota; Agaricomycetes; Agaricales; Omphalotaceae. Gene Ontology annotation, biological process: proteasome-mediated ubiquitin-dependent protein catabolic process.